This is a messenger RNA of Pocillopora meandrina, 586 nucleotides long. Lineage: Eukaryota; Metazoa; Cnidaria; Anthozoa; Scleractinia; Pocilloporidae. The record is from the annotation of a GenBank genome assembly.
AUGCCAAUAAAAAUUGAAACGAAACUGUAGAUGGCAAUUUUUCAAAGGAAAUAAGCGCAAAAACUUGUCCGCAGAAAGUCACUGACUAUUAUAGAGUUGUGAACUGGAACAACCGUCAGAAUAAAUGGCUGCAUCUGACUCAGUGCAAUUUUCCCAAGCCGGCAAAUGAUGGACUUGUCGAUCUUUUGAUUGGCAUUGAUAACACUGAACUCCAUUAUUCGCACGUUGAUCUCCGUGGAGCUGUAUUGGUGCGCCUGACGAAAACGAGACCGCGAGAACACGAUCUCACGUUAUCCGUUCCUUGUCCACUAGAGAACUUAUUUGGAGCGAGGGAAAAGAAUCCUGUUGUGACGUUGACAACAGCUUGAAGAGAUUCUGGGAAAUCGAGAAGUCUGGCACAGACCACGAUGGCCGACUCGUAUUCACCGAAGAAGAAAGACUAGCCUUAGGCAAAGUGAAAGCUUUCCUCAAUUACGAAAAUGGAAGAUAUCAUGUAGCCGUCCCUUGGAAAGAAAACAAACCCGAUCUCCCUGACACUAAACAUGGCACUCUCUCGCCUCCGAAGCACCGAAAGAAAUCUGAAGAA